This is a messenger RNA of Durusdinium trenchii, 1404 nucleotides long. Lineage: Eukaryota; Dinophyceae; Suessiales; Symbiodiniaceae. The record is from the annotation of a GenBank genome assembly.
AUGCGUGUCAUCUCGUGGAUUGUCAGGGUGUACUGGAGCUUGGACAUCUUCUUGUCCUUCUUCGUGGGUUUCUAUGAUUCGGGCCGCUUGGUGGUGAAGCUGGAACGAACGGUGAAGCACUACCUGACCAGUUGGUUUCUGCUGGACAUCACCGUUGUCUGCCUGGAUUGGGUCUUCCUCAUCCUCGAGAGCGUGGGCGAUGGUGUGGAUGGGGUGCCACGCUUGUCCAAGACGGUGAGGAUCUUCCGCCUGGCACGCCUGGCACGGCUGGGACGUUUGCUGAAAGUGCGCAGCCUCACCUCGGCCAUCGAGGAGUAUUUCAGCUCGGAGACAGCAUCCAUCUACUACAGCAUGAUUAAGAUCAGUCUUUGGUUGCUUGUCAUGAAUCAUGUGAUCGCUUGCAUUUGGUUUGGCAUGACGAGUGUGGAAGACGAGCAAAAUUGGGUUUUGGCAAAUCAGCUGGAUGGGAGGUCCGGACUCUAUCAAUAUGCAACAUCUCUUCAUUGGUCCAUUGCCCAGUUGGGUGUGGGUCAAACCGAGAUCGAAGCAGUCUCAUUGAUGGAACGCACGUUCUCCAUUUGCGUGAUGUUGGGAGCUUUGCUCAGCUUCUCAACGCUCGUGAGCUCCAUGACAUCAUUGAUGCAGCGCUUGGAUCAUCUGAAGACCGACGAGGUGGCCCAGUUCAAAAGUUUGCGGCGCUUCCUGACAGAGAACAACAUCAGUGAGGAACUUUGUCAGCGGGUGACGCGUUUUCUGCAGUAUAGCUUUGAACAGAAGAGGAGUGGGAAACCGUGGGCGGCGGGCGCGCGUGGCGAGUGCAAAAGCAACGCACUGGCCCUGAGUGUGCAGGCUGCAGAUCAGAACCCUCCGUUGCUGGAGAUGCUCUCAAAGCCUUUGCAGCGCGAGCUUCAGCUGGAGAGACACCGGGAGUGCCUAUUGCAGAGUGCGUUUUUCAGCAGCAUGUUGCAUAGUGACUUCAAUGCCAUUGAUGUUCUGCGCGACUUGGCGGUCUCGGCGCUGUGCCACGCCGUGGUGGCGAAGGGCGACGUGGUCUUUGCCGCUGGCUCCGUGGAUGCUGGACCUUCAACCGGGGGGGCCGGUGGAGCGGUUGGAGACCUCGUGUCACGAGAGACAAGUCGGUUGAUCUCGCUGGAACUGGACGCCUUCUGCAACUGCCUGGGCAAAACGCCGGAGAUGCGGGAAAUGGCCCGGGCGCAUGGGGAGGAAUAUGUGGCGAAGGUGAACGCCUUGGAAGAGGCAGAACUCUCAGAUUUAUGGGAUGAGGAGGCCAAAGGUGCCGAAUUUGAGCCCAUUUCCGGCGCCUUUGAGCAAGCAGGCCGAGCGGCUGAGUGGGUAGAUUUGGAUGACAUCAGUGCAUCGGUCGUUGUUCAAACACCAGGGUGA